Tetrahymena thermophila SB210 is the source of this 882-nucleotide messenger RNA. Its product is annotated as zinc finger protein. The transcript is spliced from 2 exons. The record is from RefSeq and is a predicted model, not a curated record. Lineage: Eukaryota; Ciliophora; Oligohymenophorea; Hymenostomatida; Tetrahymenidae.
AUGUCUGUAAAACUUAAAAGAAUGAAUUACAAAAUAAUUAGCAUAAUUUUUUUGUUCACAAUUAAAAUAUGUUUUUGUAAUAUUUGUAAGCCAAAUUAAAUUUACUCUUUGAUAGCUUAAUCUUGCCUUUAGUGUUCAGAUUAAUGCAAUACUUGCUUUAAUACUAGCGAAUAAGCAUGCAUUACUUGUGGUGAUAGACUAUUUAAGAGCUCUGAUGAUAGUUCUACUUGUGUACAAAAAUGCUCAAAAAAUGAAUUUUUAAAUGAAAAUUUAGAAUGUGUGAAAUGCUAAAUCUAUGGAUGUGUUCAAUGCGAUAGAAACUAAAUAUGUGAUUAAUGCGACUAAAACUUUAAGCUGGAUAAAGCUAAUAAUUAAUGCGUUUUAAUGAAUAAUGUUUGCCCAUUUUUAACAAACUUUAUUUAGGGACCAUUAAAUCUCAAAUAAUGCAAUAAUCAAUGUCCAUAAAGCUUUUAUUAAAACAUGGAAGCAUAAAUUUGCGAAGAAACUGUAAAGUGCAUUUAAAUUCAAGAAAGCUAAAAUCUUUCUUUCACUUAGAGGAUUAUAUAAAUAUAACCAUUUAAUGAGGAUCAGUACUUAGUUGUAGGAAAUGCUUGUACUUUUGCUCUAUUAGAUAAUAAUUGGAAGGUAAUUAAUAUACAAAUCCUAUAAAAUAUAACAAACUAUGAUUAAAUAUAUACUUACAAUGGAGAUGAAGUAAGUAAAGAAAGUUUUGUUAUUGGAAAUUAAGGAGGAUGUCUUGGAGGCAACAGAUUAUUAGUGAUGAAUUUUUAAACAUUUGAAGUAGUAUUUGAGAAUAAGAGCUAUCACUUUAAGUAAAUUUCAAAUAUUAUUACUAGCUAUUCUCUGAUAAAUAUUUCUUGA